Messenger RNA from Triticum turgidum subsp. durum (durum wheat), 483 nucleotides. Lineage: Eukaryota; Viridiplantae; Streptophyta; Magnoliopsida; Poales; Poaceae. The record is from the annotation of a GenBank genome assembly.
AUGAAGAUGAAGAUUGGCAAGGCCCCAGUGCUCCUGAAGAAGGCGGCGGCUAUCUGCAAAAGCAAGACCGGCGUCGUCAUGGCCAGGCUCCGCAUCCUCACCUCGCCCCACCGCAGGAUGGCCACGAUCGGCGCCAUCUCUCACAGGAUCCACACUCUCAUUGUGGAAAAUCAGGAGAAGGGUGCCAAGGUGGACUACCACAAGACCUUGGUCCGCAAGGUCGAGAGGCAGGCAUGCCAUGGGAUGGUUGAUGAUCUGUUUCACCAUCUAGCACAGUUUGAUGAAGAUGAUGGUGUUGGUGGCUGUCCUAACUGGACACUUCACCCGAUCUUCAGCGACGGUGAUAAUUGUUGUUACACUUAUGGGUAUGACGACAAUGACGAUGAUGAAGAUGAGCCCUCGGUGGUGGAUGCAAUUAGGAGCAACCAGGAGGCUGCGGAGUUGGCAUUCAACAUGGACGACGAUAUCGACCAGGCUGCUUAA